CUGAGUACACUCUCUGCAGCUGGCGUCAGUGAGGGAGGAGGAAAGUAGAGAGGCACACAGUGUCCGUGUUGGAGAAGGAGGGGGAGGAGUAGAAAGAAAUCAAGAGGCAGAAGAGCUCGGGCUCAUUAGCACCACGUAGAGCUGCAAUCGGCGCCAGAAGAAUGUAGAGAGAGGAGAAUGCUGCUGCUGGAGCAGCUUGAUCUAUGGGUAAGACUGCAGGCGACCUCAGGGAGCUAAACAAUUCAUUCCACUGCAAGGACAAAGAGUAGCAAUGAAAUGUCCUCUGUAUGCUGAGUAAGCAGAAGCUCGGCUUCAACCCAUCAUCAGCUUUUUCACAGAGGAGAUAUAUGUCUUUUGAUCCAGCAGAUGGGAUUAAUCUGCUCCUCUUUUUUUUCUGCAGGUGAUGGGGAUAUGACAUGGAUAUGAUUACUCUAGACUGCAGAUACAGUAUGUUUAGCCGGGUAUCGCUUGUCCGUGUGUGUGUGUGUGUGUGUGUGUGUGUUGCAGCGCAAGCUGAGUGGGGGAUGUUCUAAAGAAACCAGAGUGUGUUUUCCACAGCUGACAGUGUGGUAAAGUGUACCUCGUGGAAGAUGUAUGCCUUCUACUCUCUGCUGGUCUACAUCUUCUACACUGUUUUUAAGAAGGAAGAGGACACUGCACUUGAUGGGGCAUGUGGAGAGACCACAGAGGAGCCUGGACAUGUUUCCAUGGAAACAGGGAGCAGGAGGAAAGGUAGCCACACCCCCAAGUUGAGAAAAAGGCAGUCUGACAGAAUCAGUGAUUCAAGCAGCAGCAGCAGUGACAGCGAUGAACUGUCUCUCAGUGAUGAAGAUGCCGACGUUGAUGACAGUUAUACCGUCCCGGCCAAGACACCUUUGGCAGCCUUCCUCUCCUUCAAACAGGAAACGGAAAAGAAGAGAGUUUCCAGCGUCCACACCGAGACAGGGGAAAAGGUGUUCGAGUCUCCUUUGGUGGCUGUGAUGUCUCAUCUACUGAGCUUCCUGGAGCAGUACUCCCAUCUGCAACAGCUGCAGCAGCAGGCUGAGCAGUACCGCAUGCAGCUGUGCAGACAUCGUGUGCAGCACCGGCGAAAGAUGAAAGCCCUGCGCAGCUCCUACAGGCAGCGCCUCCGUGACAAGAGGAGCGUCAUUCACAGCCUGGAGGAGGCCAUUGCUCAGCAGCAGACCCCUUCACCUGAUAACGACACAGGAUCUCCGGGCCUGCAUAAGCUGGUGCAGUCUCUGUGUGGCCUGCAAGGAGAGAGGAGUCUGCUGAGAGGCGAGCUGCGUCUCCUCCACUCACAACUUGAGCAGAGAGAGCAGGACCGCCACUCCAAAGUACAAGCCUUCCAACAGCAGAUUGAUGAGCUGAAGAGCUGCAUUGAGGAGCGAGAAGAAGAGAUAUCCAAACUCCGCAUUGCAUCUGGAGCAACAGACUCAGAAAAGCGUGUGCUGUGCUUGUCAGCUGAGAAUGAGAGUCUGAAACAGAGCCUGUCAGUGACUCAGGGUCUCCUGCAGCAGCUGUCCAUCAUCCCGUCUCAGUCCAGCUCAUUGCUCAUUAAGGAGAAUGAGAACCUGCGCAGCCGCGUUCUGCAGCUGGAAAGCACUCUGCAGCAGCGGGUUGAGCAGCUUUCACACCUGGAGCGCCAGAGCGAGCAGGACAAGUGGUGCAGGGGAGAGGAGCUCCGGAGACGAGAUGAGAGAGUGAAAGAGCUUCAGCUCGAGCUGGACAAGGAACGCAGCAAGGAGCCUAUAGUGAAAUAUGUCACUCAGACGGUGGAAGUGGAGUCGCCUUCAACAGUGAGGCAACUCACUGAGACCAGACAGAAAAACGAACAGCUAAAACACAGGUUGUCCAGUCAAAAAGAACGAUGCAAACAGCUGGAGGAGAAAAUCAGGCUCUCUGAUGAAGUUAGCUGCAAUCUUCAGCAUAAGAUUGCUGCAUAUGAGAGAGAGAUUGGGACUCUACAGGCAGAGCUGAUGAAGGAGAUCGAGCAUCUGGAGGAAAAAAAAGAUGAGGCUGUGAAAGCUGCUGCAAACUGUUCACAGGAGCAGUUUCAGAGCCUGCAGGAUCAAUUCAUGACUCUACAGCAGCGGCUGAAUGCUCUCCCUCCCACCCUGCGCUCUAUGAAGACAGACUAUGCCAGCCUGCGCAGUCAGGUCCGCAAUUUUGCUGACUUUUAUGGAUCGGCCAUCAAGGAGGCGAAACAUCAGAUUUCAGCAGCAGUAAAUGAAAUGUCCGAGGCCAAUAAGGACCUUCUGGAGAAAUACAGGAAAGAGGUUGCCCUUCGCAGGAAAUACCACGAGCAGUUGGUAGAGCUGAAAGGCAACAUCCGUGUCCUGUGCCGUGUGAAACCAGUCCUAAAAGAGGACCAGCAUGACGAAUGCCAGGCCGUCGCUGUGACCACGGACCCACACAAUGAAUCUGCUCUCACUGUCCUGAGUAAGGGCAAAGCAAAGACCUUUGAAUUGGACAAAGUCUUUCACCCUCAGGCUACUCAAGAGGAGGUGUUCCAAGAAAUCGAGCCCCUGAUCACCUCCUGCAUAGAUGGCUAUCAUGUCUGCAUCUUUGCUUACGGCCAGACAGGCUCAGGGAAGACCUACACCAUGGAGGGUCCUGUGGAGAACCCAGGCAUCAACCAGCGAGCUCUGAAGCACCUUUUCAAUGAGAUCGAGGAAAGGAAAGACAUGUGGACCUACACGGUCAAUGUCAGUUCAGUGGAGAUCUACAAUGAGGUUCUCAGAGACCUGCUGAGUAAAGAUGGAGAGAAGCUGGACAUCAAAAUCAAUCCCGAUGGCACAGGUCAGCUACAUGUGCCUGGUCUCAGGAUCAAAGAAGUCAAAAACUUUCAGCAUAUCAAAAAAAUUCUGGCAACAGCGCGGAGACACAGGAUAACAUUUGGAACACAAAUGAACCAGCACAGCUCUCGUUCACAUGCUCUGCUCACCAUCACAGUGCAGGGAACAGACCUCGCCACUGGCACCAAAACCACUGGUAAGCUGAAUCUGGUGGACCUGGCUGGUUCGGAGCGUGUGUCCAAGUCAGGUGCGGAGGGUGAGCGGCUGAAGGAGGCCCAGAACAUCAAUCGCUCAUUGCUGGCACUGGGAGACGUGAUCCAGGCCCUGAGGGGCCGCCACACUUACAUCCCCUUCAGGAACUCACGCCUCACAUAUCUGCUGCAGGACUCACUGGGCAAGGGCAACAAAACAGCCAUGGUGGUGCAGAUUUCCUCACUGGAGAGGAAUGUUGAAGAGACCCUGUGUUCGCUGAAGUUCGCGCAGCGUGUGUGUAAAGUGGAGCUGGGCCCUGCUGCACGCAAGAUUGAAAGUGGAGGCCAUUGUGAAAACUACUCCUAAAGCUAACUGCACCUGCACACUUCUGCAACUAGAAAUCCAGGAUGGUUUUUAUUUUUGCUUUGUCUGAGAUUUCUAAUGAGACUUCCAUUUUAUUUUAAGGGCUAUGGUUCGGGAAGCCACACAAGUAGCAUCUAUUUCUUACUGCUCAGUAUUCUCAAGAGCCAUGGUUAAUACCUGAUAGCAUGAACAGCAGUGGCUCCUUUCUUCAGGCUGUGCAGCAUGUCCGAGUGCAAUAUGCAGAAUGCACUUUUACCAGAUACUAGAAAACCACACCGUCCUGCUUGAUAAAGGACAUUUUAUUGAUCGGACACUCUUGGGUGCAUCAAAAAAAUAAAAAUAAAAGGUCAUUACAGUUUAUCCACUAUAACGACUGUACUGUCACUUUCUAGGUUUCCGCCAUCACUUCCUCACUCGUCU
This is a messenger RNA of Ictalurus punctatus (channel catfish), 3773 nucleotides long. Its product is annotated as kinesin-like protein KIFC3. NCBI's taxonomy places the organism in Eukaryota, Metazoa, Chordata, Actinopteri, Siluriformes, Ictaluridae. The coding region runs from base 591 to 3356 and encodes 921 amino acids. The transcript is spliced from 19 exons. Gene Ontology annotation, molecular function: microtubule motor activity; microtubule binding; ATP binding. The record is from RefSeq and is a predicted model, not a curated record. Gene Ontology annotation, biological process: microtubule-based movement.